Molecule: messenger RNA, 348 nt
Organism: Penaeus monodon (black tiger shrimp)
Lineage: Eukaryota; Metazoa; Arthropoda; Malacostraca; Decapoda; Penaeidae
Exons: 1
Coding region: 1-348 (115 amino acids)
Source: RefSeq, a predicted model, not a curated record
AUGUCACAUACUUUGAAACUAUUAGAAAGAAUAAUAGAUGGCCGAAUAAGACAGGAAGCGUUUAUUGGAAGACAACAACUGGGCUUCAUGAAAGGAGUAGGAACGGUGGACGGGAUAUUCUGCCUUAGACAAACAAUGGAAAAGUAUCGAGAAAAGCAAAAAGUGUUACACAUGUUGUUUAUAGACCUAGAGAAAGCUUAUGAUAGAGUGCCGAAACAGGAAGUGAGGAGAUGUAUGCGCAAGCGAGGAGUGACGGAGAAAUACGUGGGAAUGAUUCAAGAGACUUAUAAGAAUGUUACCACCAAGGUCCGAUGCACAGUAGGAAUGACAGAUGGGUUUGAGGUUUAA